GUUUCCUUGUCUACGGUUAGUAAACCAGCCAUAAUAAUGUAGACUGCAAAGAUACACCCUGGGAAGAAGAUAUGGUGAACUCUGAAAAAUAAUACAUAAGAAAGAACACUCUUGGUAGAAAGAAUGGCAGAUAAGUAAAAUGGACUCUUGGAUUCCUAAUCCCCGCGCUCAACCAUUUGUUCCCCGGAGAUACCAUGGGGGAGGGGGUUAUGCCUCAGGGAUUCACUUCUCCCAGAUCAGGUCCAGACGAUUUAUCACCAAAAUAUUCCAGGGGUUCCUGGUGAUAGUGUUGAUGGGGACAUUGAUGAUCAAUAUAAUGUUUAUAAUGGACACAAGCAAGAAACUCCAACAAGAUCCGCAGAAGGACUAUAGCACAGAUAUUCAGCAUGAGAUGCCAGAAGGAAUGGAGAAUUUGAACCAAGGGCCAAGGAGAAUUCUAGAAAAGCCAAAGACACUUGCAGUUGAAGUAGUAUCAAGCAGAAAUAAAGUGUCAGUUGGAGUAGAUGGUACAAUGAUUCUUGAAGAUGAUGAAGUUGAAAAGAAUCGUGGAAUCCACAUCCUGGUACUUCACCAAGGCACAGGAAGCGUCAUGGCCAAACGUUUGUUUGACACAUACUCGGCACAUGAAGAUGAGGCUAUGGUUCUCUUUUUGAAGAUGGUAUCAGACGGGAGAAUAAUUAUAUUCACUGUCAAGGAUGAAGGGUCCUUCCAGAUGAAGACCACUGCCAGAGAGUUGCUGAAAUCUCUGGGGAGUGAUAAGGCCCAGGUGAUUGGAUGGCGUGACAUGUGGGCCAUGGUCACCAUAAAAGGAGGUGCUAAACUGGGGGAGUCCCAUAGUAAAUCUGCAGAUUUGCAGAGCUGGGGUUCACCAAUAUUGCUCAAGGCUGACAUACCUCUCAGGCCAGUUGAAGAGACUGAGUGUGACUGGCCACAAUCCGAUGUUAAUGAGAGGAGACGUGCAUUCUGCAGUAAGAUAGAAGGUUAUGGCAGUGUAUGCAGCUGUAAAGACCCUGCUCCUCUUGAGUUCUUCCCUGCUCCACUGGCAGACAAUAGAGUGCAUGAUGUGCCUGUUGCAGUUAUAGCAAGUGACCGUCCACAUUAUUUAUACAGAAUGUUGCGAAGCUUGCUAUCUGCCCAUGGUGUGAAUCCAAGCAUGAUUACUGUCUACAUAGAUGGAUACUUUGAGAUUCCACUCGAAGUUGCUAAAUUGUUUGGUAUAAGGGGCAUACAACACACACCCAUAGGCAUCAAGAAUGCCAGGAUAUCUCAGCAUUAUAAAGCAAGUCUUACUGCAACAUUUAAUUUAUACCCAGAUGCCAAAUAUGCAAUUAUAUUAGAAGAGGACUUAGAUGUUUCUCCAGAUAUAUUCAGUUAUUUUAGUCAGACCCUCCCCUUGUUAGCUGAGGAUGAGUCAUUGUAUUGCAUCUCAGCUUGGAAUGACCAGGGAUAUGAGCACUCCUGCAAAGAUGCAUCUCAGUUAUAUAGAGUGGAAACUAUGCCUGGCCUAGGAUGGGUGCUCAAAAGAAGUCUCUACAAAGAUGAGCUAGAACCAAACUGGCCAACUGCUGAAAAACUUUGGGAUUGGGACAUGUGGAUGAGAUUGAACGAAAACCGCAAAGAUCGGGAGUGCAUCAUUCCUGAUAUUUCUCGUACAUUUCACUUUGGUGCCACAGGAGUCAAUAUGAACUCUUACUUCCAAGAUCUUUAUUUUAAGAAACAUUCAAUCAACACAUUACCUCAUGUUCGAUUAAAAAAUGUGGAGAGUUUGAAGAAGGAUAAUUAUGAAGAAUUAGUCAAUACAGCUAUAGCUGGGGCCACCUUACUGGACCAUAGUAAAUCUCCUUGUGAAGAAAGCUUCAUACCUGACACUUCAGAUGUCACAUAUGUUAUGUAUAUAAAAAUGAAUUCAAUGAAUGAUGAUAAUUGGAAGCAACUUGCCAAGUGCUUCAAGCUAUGGGACCUUGAUGUUAGAGGAUUCCAUAAGGGCAUGUGGCGGCUGUAUAUGAAAGGGAACCCUCUGUAUAUUGUCUCAGUGCCUAUCUCACCAUAUGCAAAGUACAAACCUGCUGAUGUUACUCCUUUAUAUCUCCCUGCUCCAACAAAACCUCAAGACUCCAAAGGCAACAAGAGGUAGCAAAAUUCAAAUGAGCUGAUAUGGCCUUAUUCAAAAAAGUAGCUGAACCUGUAUUUUAUAGACACCCAGUAGAUAAACAAAAGGAAGCACAAUAUGGAGUAGACUUAAUUGACACCCUGUAGAUAAAAAAAUAGACUUGUAGGAGACACCCUGUAAGUCAGCAAAAUAUAGCAGAAUUAAGAAGAGACUCUAUGAAGAGCUGUAGAUCUGAACCAUUGUAUUUGUACCAUAUUUGAAAAUAGGGCUACUUUGCUGAGAGGAAAACAGUAGCUUACUGGUGUACUCAAGAAUUACAAUGUUAACUGGCAUAUUUCGAUUAACCUUAAUCUUCAAAUUACAGAACAUUGACACAAGGAAAGUAAUUGAAGUUUUGCAUGGGAAAUGAAACGAAAUCCUGAGGUUUCAACAUUGCAUAUGUAUUUUGAUAUAUAGAUGAUGCUUGAUUGAAAUUGAGAGGACAAAACAACGAGGACAAACCAGAUUGGUGUCUUGUUUUUGUUUUAUUUUUUCAUACUUCUAAAACACUCGACUAGCUCAGUGCUCAAUUUUUCUUGAUCAUUGUUGAAAUUAUACUUUGAUUGUUUACACUUACAGGCUGAAUGCUUGAGAUAUGAAUGAAAUGGUCAAAUUGCCUGAAAUCAAAAUGAAACAAGAGAUUAUUAAGGUGAAUUGAUUGAAAUGUUUGAAAUGGCGGAACAGGCGCAAACAGGGAACUGUGAGCUUAUUUUCUACAAUGAAAUGCUUAAAUAAGCUUUUCUCGUCAACUGUUUCAAAAGUAGAUCCCAUAUGUUUUUUUCUGCAAAAUAUUGAAAUUGGCCAUUCUGUGAAUAUGUUUGAGAGAUGGUUGAAACUAUCAGAAUACAUGUAGUUGAAAUAAUACAAGCAUUUAAAUAUUUCUUAGUUUAUACAUUGUCUUGUUUCAAUAGUAAAUAAAGCAUAUGGUCACCAAAAUGUACCACCAGAAUUUAUAUUUCUAAUUAUACUCUUUUAUAGAUGACUUACUAAAUGUAAUAAAAUGGUUUAUAAUAUUUUCAUUAUGAAUAACGAACUGAAUAGGGGCUAUGGUAGCCAUUGGAUGAUUCUUCAUUCACUCAUUCACAUGUAGAUUGGAUUUUGAGAAAUCCUGAAUAUUUUUUAAAAUAGAAAAUGUUAGUUGAAAAUGAUAAUGCCAGAUUUAUCACAGUAUUAGAUUUGUGAGCUUGAUCAGUCUCAUUGGUCAGUAUCAGGUAGAAGGUAACGACUGUUGCCUUCUCUUUCAAAAUGGUGGAUGGUAAAUGUUGACAUCGAUAUUUCAGUUUUUUAGUAAAUUGUACCACUUUGUCAUGGACAUUCGGAAUUGAAAUUUCCCGUUUGACAUAGAAACUCCACAAUCUGAUAAAUAUGUUCUAUAUCAUAUGUGGAUGCCACAAUCCAAUGAUGUAUGUUUUACUGCUUUGUUAUUGUUGGAUCGCUGUGUCUACAUGUGAUGUGGGUUCCAUUUAGCAUAUUGUGGAAUUUAUAGUAAGAUGUGGUUGAAAUACGAGAGCCAAAUGUCCAUAGUCAAAUUCAUUGAAUGAAAACUGGAAAUAUU
Molecule: messenger RNA, 3704 nt
Organism: Owenia fusiformis
Lineage: Eukaryota; Metazoa; Annelida; Polychaeta; Sabellida; Oweniidae
Source: the annotation of a GenBank genome assembly